UCCUGGUGGAAAGCUGCGUGUCAUGUAGCUGUACCGAAAUGUCAGUUGCUAACUGAGGGCAUAUCUUGUUGUUAGUUCGCAUUAAUUUUGUAGCUCAUGCGAAAGAGACUGUAAACAGAAACAAUUUGAGGACGCUGUAAUCGGACAGGAAACGGUUUAAUUCAGUAGUAUAAACAAGGAUUGGCGGGGGGGCAAUGCAGAGCUUCACAGCGAUAAGGUCGUUUGUUUUCAAGUAUCCUAAAACUAUUACUGUGGUCACAGUAACAGGAGUGGGCCUUUUUGGUGUGAAGAAAUGGAUGGCAGGUGGAGCGUGUCACAGCAAAGCCUCGUUGGAUGGAAAGACUGUCUUGAUCACUGGAGGCAACACUGGGAUCGGCAAAGAAACUGCUGUUGAUCUGGCUAGAAGGGGUGCGAGGGUCAUUCUGGCCUGUAGAGACACGGACAGAGCUAAUAAAGCUGCAGAGGACGUGAGAAAGAGGAGUGGAAAUGAAAAUGUUACUGUUAAGAAGUUGGACUUGGCUUCUCUACGGUCAGUACGACAAUUAGCCAAAGAUGUCUUAGCAAGUGAAGAGAGGCUGGACAUUCUCAUCAAUAAUGCAGGUGUUAUGUGCUGUCCAAAAUGGCAGACUGAAGAUGGCUUUGAAAUGCAGUUUGGCGUGAACCACCUGGGCCACUUCCUUUUAACAAACUGCCUUUUGGAUCUCCUGAAGAAGUCGGCUCCAAGCCGCAUCGUCAAUGUCUCCAGUUUAGCUCAUGAAAGAGGUCAAAUCUAUUUUGAUGACCUAUAUCAAGAGAAAGAUUACCACCCUUGGAAAAGCUACGCGCAAAGUAAACUAGCUAAUGUCCUCUUCACAAGGGAGCUGGCUAACAGGCUACAAGGUACCGGAGUAACGACAUACAGCCUCCACCCUGGAAUAAUCCGGACUGAGCUUGGCCGACACUUCUGGCCCACGAUGCCCCUGUGGAAGAGAGUUGUCUAUGCACCACUCAGGUUCCUCAUCAAGUCUCCAAAAGAAGGGGCUCAAACCACCAUCUACUGCGCUGUUAUGGAAAGCUUGCAGAAUGAAAGUGGACUCUACUACAGGACCUGCUCCUUUCACGUGACCACUAGAUGGCAGUGUCAAGUCAACCAUCACCCGGAUUGGGGCUGUGUGGCCACCAGGCUCGUCAUUAGCACAUGAUGAGGCUGCACUUCUUGAGAGAAGGAAAUGCAGGCUACUAGAUGAAUAUUUAAGAGGGAUAAAGGAACUGAGUAGCAACAAAUUCAGCGCAAGUGGACAUCCAAGGUCAUUGUGAAAUAAAAUUUAAAAAAAUGUAAUUCAUCGUGGAUGAAUUAUAGAUGGUUUUAAGGUGUGCAUGUGUUAUGUGUUAUGCAUUUUGUUUAUUAUAACGAUGUCAUAUUUCAUCUUCCAAUGAAAUAUGACCUCUUUUAUGGAGGUAUGUUUUUUUUUAGCUUUUUACACUUAAAGUUACGAAGGAUUUGGACAUGCUUGCAUCAGAGGGCAUAAAAACCUGCUGGGUAAUAUUGUAAGUAGUGUUCAGAGCAUCUAAUGAUACAUAAUAUACUCAUAGUUAUUAUCAAGAAGAAUUCCACAUGUGCAGAUUUAACCAACUACACACUUAUCAAGGAACAUGCUAGGAGUGUUUAAAAUGAUUUUCUUAACACUAAUAAUAAUAAGUGAAGCCACUCAGGAGAAAGACACCUUCAGAGUAGCUGACACACCAAAGUUUAUACAAUAAAUGAAGCAUGUUCACAUACUUUAUUAAAAUGCUCUGUAACAGGACAGCAGAGUUGACAUGUUCAGUUUUUUUAACUCUAAUAAAACUCUAAGAAAUCUAGGUCAUUUGUGCUGAGCAAAUAGAAAAUAGAUUUCAGCAAUGUCACUUGUUAUUGUUAAUGAUGCCUUUUCUACUGUAAGCCACGGCUGUCCUGCUAAACUGACUUUUUUGAGUAAUUUGACUGUGAUAAUAUGGGAAUGACUGUAGUAGCGGUUAAUGUUUAAACGAAAUGGUAUCAUACAACCCGCACAUUUGAGCUACAUAUCUUCAUGCCGUGAACACUAAAACAGUACUGGGUCUCAGGCAGCCAGGAAAUGAGAGAUGUGGGCAAGCUAAUUAUUAUGCCAGUUUGUCCCUGAGUAUGAGCAUGAUUUGGGAUGAGUGUUUCGGUUUAAUGAUCAUUUCCAGAUGACAGAUUGAUGACAGCAGAGGGCUAAUUUCUUGGUAAUUGUGACACAAACACAUUAAGGAUGAAGGAGGGACACACACACACACGCUCACACACACACACACAGAAUUGCAUUGCUACAAAAUACUGCAGUGAAAAGGGAGAGAAAAGGGGUAUUAAAGAUCACAACCUCAAAUAUCAACUCUGCACAGUGUUGCCAAGUCCUGUUGCUAUGGAGAUUGCAUCCUACUGCAGGUGUGAGUAACGACAGAGGAAGUCAACUGUGCUUCCCUCUCUGUGUCUCUUUUUCUCCUCUUUAUUGUAC
This is a messenger RNA of Micropterus salmoides (largemouth bass), 2492 nucleotides long. RefSeq names its product retinol dehydrogenase 13-like. The coding region runs from base 195 to 1181 and encodes 328 amino acids. NCBI's taxonomy places the organism in Eukaryota, Metazoa, Chordata, Actinopteri, Centrarchiformes, Centrarchidae. The transcript has 7 exons. The record is from RefSeq and is a predicted model, not a curated record.